This is a messenger RNA of Glossina fuscipes, 1691 nucleotides long. RefSeq lists its product as uncharacterized. The coding region runs from base 963 to 1499 and encodes 178 amino acids. The record is from RefSeq and is a predicted model, not a curated record. Gene Ontology annotation, biological process: positive regulation of voltage-gated potassium channel activity; regulation of synaptic transmission, cholinergic; sleep. Lineage: Eukaryota; Metazoa; Arthropoda; Insecta; Diptera; Glossinidae. The transcript has 5 exons.
AUUUUAAUAUUAAUUCAAUGAAACACUUUAUACGUGAUGGUCGUACAUGCUAUAGUUUAGUGCUGUAAUCGUUUUGAAAAGUCAGUGAAACGUGAAAUUAAAUCCUGCUGCAUGACAGUUAUUGAUAUUUCAUUUCAUUUAAUUUUUAUUUUUCGUUUUCAAUUCUCGUUUACGCCUCAGAUUUCUUAGAAAGUUCUUAUGAAGUCCAGGAGAAAAAAUUAAAAAUUAAGGCGAAGAAAAAAACAAACCAAAAUAAGAAAAUUAAUAGACUAAAGCAACAACAUCGUCAAUCAAAAAAAGGCAACGGCAGGUGUAAUAGCGUUGCUUGUACAGUACGAGCGAAGGCAUUGCGAUGGUCAUUUAUGCCUUGAAUGUCCACCUAUGUAUAUAUAGAUUGUACAGCCAUGAUCCUAGCAGCUAUUAACCAUUCGAUUAAUUACCAAAAUCAUGCAGUUACCCAUAAAUUAAUGUAGACAUAAGACGAAGAAAUGCAAAAACGAAAGAAAUAUAUUAUGCCUAAUAGAGAAAUGAUUUGAAAUUUUCUAAAAAUUUAAAGUUUUUUCAUUUUGUUGAAAGCCAUGCGUAACGCUACAGUAGAAAUUGCAUUAAAAUUUUAUCAUCAAAAUAUUGCAAAUAGUAGUAGUAGCAGUAGUAGCGGUAGUAGUAGUACUCGUAUUUCAAUCAUAGCAACAAAAGCCCCUGCAUUGGAUUAUCUCUUAUAUCAUUGGCAUCUUUAUUGCGAUAACAAACGACAGCAUCGCCAUAGUUGUUACACAAAGCAGCUCCAGCAGUCUAAGCAAUACUACUGUAAUCAUCAUCAACAAACCAUUUUAUAGGACCGUACUAUAGACUUUGCUUAGUGUUACGUCGGCAAAUAGCCAAAAAGUUAUAUAUAAAGAGAAAGAGAAAGGAAGAGAGCGAGAGAGAGAGAGAGAGCUAAAGUCGUUGUUUAUAUCUACAACAUGCUGCCUUUUAACUUAUGGUCUUUAACCACUAUUGGCUGCCUCUCUAUCAUCAUACUAUUAAUGACUAUGAGUGUUGAAAGCAUCGAUUGCUUUAAGUGUGUUUCAUACAAUGGAGCCAACAAAGCUUGCGAUGAUCCUUUUCAUAAUAAUUAUUCAACCGCGAUAUUGGAAUCACCAUGCAUGGGCGGACGUAAGGGUCGUGAUGGUCUCUUUCCAGCCACUGCUUGCAUUAAAAUUGCUGGCUAUUAUGACGAUACUGGCGAAACGAUAACCGUAAGAGGCUGUGCUUUAGACAGCGGCACCUUAACCACAGAUACCGAAAUUAUACGCAUGUCGCACUGUGGCAAAUUUUACUAUGAUGACAGAUACGUACAUGGUUGCCUGCAAAGUUGUAGUGACGCUGAUGCGUGCAAUGCCGCCAACUCUCCUACUUAUGCUUACAUAUCUUUAUUGCAACUAAGAAUAGAACGCUUUUCUUUAUUCUAUACUACAGCAAUGAUAUUAAUGAACAGUUAUGCGUUUAUAACGAGGUAGCACUUUAUGUAAACCUUAAGCUAUUAUAUAAACAUAUUAUACAUACGAUAUAUACGAUACGAGAUGUAAAAAAUACAAGAAGAAAGCGAACGAGAAACAUCAUCAAAACUUUAUCCUAAAAACUAUUAGCUAUAAAUUUAAGCAUUUAAUAAAUAAUAAUAAUAAGAGAGAUAAAAAUAUCAACAAAAAAGU